Molecule: messenger RNA, 633 nt
Organism: Anoplopoma fimbria (sablefish)
Lineage: Eukaryota; Metazoa; Chordata; Actinopteri; Perciformes; Anoplopomatidae
Product: microfibril-associated glycoprotein 4-like
Exons: 5
Coding region: 1-633 (210 amino acids)
Biological process (GO): elastic fiber assembly
Source: RefSeq, a predicted model, not a curated record
AUGGCUCUGGUCAUGCCGCUGGACUGCAGUGACAUCCAUAAUAAUGACAACAGCCGACCCAGCGGAGUGUACACCAUCUAUCCCAUCGGAUCCACGUCUGCUGUCCAGGUGUACUGUGACAUGGUCUCUCAAGAAGGACGCUGGACGGUGUUCCAGAGGAGGAUGGACGGCUCGGUGAACUUCUACAGGCCCUGGGAUCAAUACAAGUUUGGCUUCGGUAGUGCAGCAGGAGAGUACUGGCUCGGGCUUGAGACUCUCUUCCACCUGACGCUGAGGAAACGGUAUGAGCUGCUGGUCGACAUGGAGGACUUCAGUGGAAACACAGUGUCCGCUCGUUACUCCUCGUUCUCCAUCGACCCAGAGUCCUCCGGAUACACACUGCAUGUGUCUGGAUUCACUGAUGGAGGGGCAGGAGACUCCCUGAGUUCUCACAGCGGGCAGAAGUUCUCCACCUUCGACAAAGACCAAGACUCGUAUGCAGGGAACUGUGCCAGACUAUACUUGGGGGCAUUCUGGUACAGUAGCUGUCACUAUACAAACCCCAACGGGGUUUAUCGUUGGGGGGCUGACAACACUCUCUAUGCUGUUGGAGUUGAUUGGUACCAUUGGAAGGGUCAUGACGACAUCCUGUAG